GCCAGGUAAUGAAGUUUUUCACGCGGCCACGACAGCAUCUUUCUAUAGUGAAUAAUGGGCAGAGCAACAAGUUGGUUAAAGGGCUUAUUUGGGAUACGAAGCAACAAGGCCAAUUCAAAUUCCGGUGACGGGAGAGACAAGAAAGCAAGUUGAUUUGGCCAAUCAGGAAGAGACAUUGAUGGCCUGUGUCUUAAUCCAACUACAAUACCGCCAAACAUAUCUGUAGUAAGAUCAUAUUAUUCUGAGACAGAGAAAGAACAGAACAAGCACGCAAUUGCAGUGGCUGCAGCCCAGGCUGCGGUGGCGGUGGUGAGGCUGACUAGUCAUGAUAGGGGUACCAUGUUUGAAGGGGGCCAACGGAGGUGGGCUGCUGUCAAGAUUCAGACCAUUUUUAGAGGCUAUCUGGCCAGAAAAGCCCUACGAGCUCUUAAAAGUUUGGUGAAGUCGCAGGCACAUGUUAGAUGUUAUUUAGUGCGGAAACAAGCCACUGAGAGGUUUGAUGAAACAAGAAGUGAACGGGCAGUAUCUUUCCAUAGCAGAAGACAGUCUGCUUCUCUAGACACCAUGUUUAACACCAUUGAUUGGAGUCCUAAAAUUGUGGAGGUUGAUACAGGGAGCCUCGCCGCAAAGAGGCAAUGUUCAAACAUUCCAUAUUAUAUGGUCAAUACAGAGACUUUCAAGGCUAAAUUGAGGUCACAUAGUGCACCAAAACAAAGGCCAGAACGGGGUCCAAAAAGAAGGCUUUCAGUUGAUGAAAUGAUGGAGUCAAGGAGUAGUCUUCGUGGUGUUAAGAUGCAAAGAUCAUGCUCACAGCUUCAAGAGGCUUUCAAUUUUAUGAGUACUAUAAUUGGUAAGCUUGAUAGGUCUGCAGGGUUCUCAAGAGAACCAGAGAGAAAUUUUAUUCACAGACUGCAAUAGUUGGUGAGAAAGAAGUUUUCCUCUCUAAUGUGUUGCUUACUAAUGCUAUUUUGUGCUUAAAUAAAAAUAAGGUAGGUGAUAGAACAAAAUUAGAAUGUAUGUAGGAUUACUUGUGAUUAUCAUUAAAAUUCUGUUGCAUUUGUUUCAUAUGUUAAUGUUAAUCAAGAGAAUCAAACUUGCCGGUGA
Molecule: messenger RNA, 1104 nt
Organism: Mangifera indica (mango)
Lineage: Eukaryota; Viridiplantae; Streptophyta; Magnoliopsida; Sapindales; Anacardiaceae
Product: protein IQ-domain 26-like
Exons: 4
Coding region: 340-918 (192 amino acids)
Molecular function (GO): protein binding
Source: RefSeq, a predicted model, not a curated record